AUGCAGCUCUCGUUCGAGCUGGAGAACAAGGGAUCGGUCGCGCGCGAUCACCUUGCGCUUGAGCGCACAUUCCUCGCGUGGAUGCGCACCUCGCUUAGCUUGGUCGCGAUUGGAAUUGCCAUUACCCAGCUGUUUCGGCUGCCCGAGCUGAUUGUCGACCGCACGCAGGCUACCGGGCUGUCCGUGCUCCUUCGCGGCGCGGUGCACGUCCUGGAUGAUGUGCAUAUUACCCGCAUCGAGAUCUUUGUGCUUGCAUCAAUUACUGGUGCACUGCUCUUUGGCACGCUUGCAGUGCUGAUUGCCGUCGCAGCAGGUGCAUUGUAG
This is a messenger RNA of Malassezia japonica, 324 nucleotides long. RefSeq lists its product as uncharacterized. The record is from RefSeq and is a predicted model, not a curated record. The transcript is spliced from 4 exons. NCBI's taxonomy places the organism in Eukaryota, Fungi, Basidiomycota, Malasseziomycetes, Malasseziales, Malasseziaceae. The coding region runs from base 1 to 324 and encodes 107 amino acids.